Malus domestica (apple) is the source of this 1683-nucleotide messenger RNA. RefSeq lists its product as uncharacterized. The record is from RefSeq and is a predicted model, not a curated record. Lineage: Eukaryota; Viridiplantae; Streptophyta; Magnoliopsida; Rosales; Rosaceae.
CCAAUAUUUCUCUGUGGAGUCCGGACGGUCUCUGUUUUCCCUACCUUCGUCCCUCCCAAUUGCAUCUGUGAAAUCUCUGACAGACCUUCCAUCCCUCUCUCUCUCUCUCUCUCUCUCUCUCUCUCUCUCUCCUCCCAAUAUUCCACCAUAAAAACCCCUCCCCUUUCCACCGCCUCUAUCCAUCUCUCUCUCUCCCCAAAAAAGCACCAAAACCCUUCAAAGAUUCCCUUAAAACACAAUCCAACACUACAAUCUAAGUAGGCUCUAAAACCUCAGCACCCAAAUGUCCCGCCACAACUCCUCCUCCGCUUUUCCGUCUUGCUUCCGCCCCUCCACCUCCACCAACCGCCGCCUCCCACCACCGUCUCCGCUUCCUCCUCCGCCGCCCAGCUCCGGGCAACCCAACCUCACCACGUGCCUCUACCACACAGACCUCGCCCUCUUCUCCCUCACCUGGUCCCGCUCCUUCCUCGGCCGCUCCCUCCACCUCAACCUUCUCCGCCACUCCUUCGAUUCCCCCCUCCCUCCGUCGCUAUCCUCCCCUUCUUUCCACCUCCACAUCAAGCCCUUCCUCUUCUGGAAGAAGCACGGCUCCAAGAAGCUCUCCCCCAACAUUCUCCUCUACUGGGACCUCUCCAGAGCCCGGUUCGGCUCCGGACCCGAACCCCAAUCCGGGUUCUACAUCGCCGUCGUCGUCGACAACGAGAUGACCCUCCUCGUCGGCGAUUUGACCCGCGAAGCCUACGCCAAGACCCGGGCCAACAAAUCAGAGACCUCUCAAAUCCCAAUCUUGAAACGAGAGCACGUCGUUGCCAAGAAAAUCUACACCACGAAAGCCCGGUUCGGCGGAAAAUUGCGGGAGAUCCGAAUCGAUUACGGGUCGAGCGCCGACCCGACCCGGCUAUGCUUCAGCGUCGACGGCCAAAUUGUCCUGCAGAUAAAGCGGUUGAAGUGGAAAUUCAGAGGGAACGAGCGAAUCGAAGUCGACGGGACUCCGGUGCAGAUCUCGUGGGACGUCUACAACUGGCUUUUCGAGAGCGACGGCGACGACGGCCACGCGGUGUUCAUGUUCAGAUUCGAAGAAGGCGAGGAGAUUAAAGAGAACAAUUACCAAUUCGGUCAUCUGAAUUCGUGGAAUUUCGGGAUGAGCGGGAUUGAGUGGCGAAAGAUGGGGAAGAGCUUCUCUUCUUCGUCGGUAUCGAUGUCGUCGGCGGGUUCUUCCGGCGGAAGCUCGUCGGUGAUGGAGUGGGCGAGUACGGAGGAGAGCGAGCUCAACGGCGGUCCUGCUGGUUUUUCUCUGCAGAUUUAUGCUUGGAAAAGGUGAAGUCCAAUCCAGUCCAGCCCAGUCCAAUCCAAUUUAAUUCAUGAAACUAGUACUAUAGUGUGUUUGAGAUGUUAAAUCUUGGUGGGAUUGGAUUAUAUAAUGAUAUAACUGAUUAGCUAGUAAUCUCUCACUAACCCAUUUGUUUGUUGAACAUAAAUCGAAUAAAUUCCGAUUUAAUUGAAGCAUAUAUACAAAAUUCGUAUAUAAUUAGAGCUAGCUAGUUACUAGGCAAGUAGAAGAGAAAACCCAGCUGGUUUUUUGUUGUUGAUUUUUUGUAUUGGGAGAAUUGGUGUAAUUUUCGUACUGUUUGUGUAAUGAAGUUUGUGAAAGAUGAAGAAAAACAUAAGCAUUUGCUCGCC